UCCGGACAGCUUUGACGGAAGCGGAAGAGGAGCUUUGUUUUCGGUGUCUGUGUCACGAUUGCCUCCGUUAUCGAGAUGGGGAGAGGAGCCGGCGCGUUUGAAAGGCUGCUCGAUAAAGCAACCAGUCAACUCCUGCUGGAGACCGACUGGGAGUCCAUUAUCCAGAUCUGCGACAUGAUCCGGCAGGGAGACACCCAAGCAAAGUAUGCUGUGAAUGCAAUCAAGAAGAAAGUCAACGACAAGAACCCGCACGUGGCUCUGUUUGCCCUCGAGGUUCUGGAGUCUGUGGUGAAGAACUGUGGGCAGACUGUGCACGAUGAGGUGGCCAACAAGCUAACCAUGGAGGAACUGAAAGAACUGCAAAAGCGCCAGGUGGAGCCCAACGUUCGUAACAAGAUCCUGUACCUUAUCCAGGCGUGGGCCCACGCGUUUCGGAACGAGCCCAAGUAUAAGGUUGUUCAGGACACGUACCAGAUCAUGAAAGUGGAAGGUCAUAACUUCCCUGAGUUUAAGGAGAGCGAUGCCAUGUUUGCGGCCGAACGGGCUCCGGACUGGGUGGAUGCCGAGGAGUGCCACAGGUGCCGUGUCCAGUUUGGGGUGGUGACCCGUAAGCACCAUUGCCGGGCCUGCGGACAGAUCUUCUGCGGGAAAUGUUCCUCCAAGUGUUCGACCAUCCCAAAGUUUGGCAUUGAGAAGGAAGUUCGUGUUUGCGAGCCCUGCUAUGAGCAGCUGAACAAGAAGGGCGAAGGCAAACCCGCCACGGCUGCAGAAUUGCCUCCCGAGUAUCUUACCAGCCCUCUUUCUCAGCAGUCACAGAUGCCUCCCAAGCGGGACGAGACUGCCCUACAAGAGGAAGAGGAGCUGCAGCUGGCAAUUGCACUGUCUCAGUCUGAGGCCGAGGAAAAGGAGAGAAUGCCUGUUUCUUUUCAGAGGCAAAAGAACACAUAUGGCAUAUAUCCAAAGGCAGAUCCGGCCCCUGUUACCUCUUCUGCCCCUCCGGCCAGUACGCUCUACACGUCUGUUGUAAAUUCUUCUGCUCCCCUUGCUGAAGAAAUUGACCCAGAGCUCGCCCGUUACCUGAAUCGAAACUAUUGGGAGAAGAAGCAAGAAGAAGUGCGAAAGAGCCCCACUCCGUCUGCACCCAUCCCAGUGGCAGAGCCGGUGGUCCAGCCCAGUGAGGUGCCAACAAGCAUGGUUAAUGUGAUGGAGCAGCAGUACCAGAACGGAGAAUCGGAGGAGAAUCACGAGCAGUUCCUGAAAGCCUUGCAGAAUGCCGUCACCACCUUUGUGAACCGCAUGAAAAGCAACCACAUGCGCGGCAGAAGCAUCACCAACGACUCCGCUGUCCUGUCCCUCUUCCAGUCCAUUAACAACAUGCACCCCCAGCUCCUGGAGCUGCUCAACCAACUGGACGAAAGGCGCUUGUACUACGAGGGUCUGCAGGACAAGCUGGCCCAGAUCAGAGAUGCGAGGGGAGCGCUGAAUGCCCUGCGCGACGAGCACCGGGAGAAGCUGCGCCGCGCGGCAGAGGAGGCAGAGAGACAGCGGCAGAUCCAGCUGGCACAGAAACUGGAAAUAAUGCGGCAGAAGAAGCAGGAAUACCUUGAAAUGCAGCGCCAGCUCGCCAUCCAGCGCCUGCAGGAGCAAGAGAAGGAGAGACAGCUCCGUCUGGAGCAGCACAAGCAGACCAUCCAGAUGCGAGCCCAGAUGCCGGCCUUCUCCCUGCCGUAUGCGCAGCUACAGUCGCUGCCGCCAUCUUCUGGGGGAGUUAUGUACCAGCCCUCCGGCCCCAAUGCCUACCCGGGCACGUUCAGCCCAUCCGGCUCAGUGGAGGGGUCCCCCAUGCAUGGUGUUUAUAUGACCCAGCCUGGACAGGCAACCUCUGCACCCUACCCACCCAUGCAGGUGGCCGGCACAGAUCCCGGUAUGGUGAAUGCCUACAUGUAUCCAGCAAGCUCCUCCGCUCAGCAGGGGCAGCAGGUGCCAACUACCAACCCUGCCUACACCACUUAUCAGCCCACGCCAACACAGCCCUAUCAGAAUGCGGCCUCCCAGAGCCUCCCCCCAAUGACCCAGAAUCCUCCAGCAGCAAACAUGGGUUACAUGGGAGCUCCGAAUGUCUCCAUGAAUUACCCGCCGUACAAUAUGCAGAACCUCAUGUCCACGCUUCCUGGCCAAGACCCCGCUCUAAGCAACAUGCCCUCCCAGCAGCCUUUCCAUGGAGGGCAACAGCAGAUGUACCAGCCGAUGCCAGUAGGAUCUGGCCAGCAGCAACCUCCGCAACAGCCGCCGGCACCUGGCCAGCACGGGCCCGGCAGCAGUGAAGCCCAGCUAAUCUCCUUUGAUUGACCGUCCCUUUCAACAUGUCCAGCUCAACGAUCCUUGUCUGCCGCUUUCCCCUCCCCAGUGUGUGUAGCAUGUAACCUGCCCCGGCAAUACACUACAUCGAUGUGCCCGCUGCCUGAGACGACCCGAUCCCGUGCCCGUGCUGACGUAGUAUAAAAA
Spea bombifrons (plains spadefoot toad) is the source of this 2505-nucleotide messenger RNA. RefSeq names its product hepatocyte growth factor-regulated tyrosine kinase substrate (gene HGS). The record is from RefSeq and is a predicted model, not a curated record. Gene Ontology annotation, molecular function: phosphatidylinositol binding; metal ion binding; ubiquitin binding. Lineage: Eukaryota; Metazoa; Chordata; Amphibia; Anura; Pelobatidae. The transcript is spliced from 21 exons. The coding region runs from base 76 to 2349 and encodes 757 amino acids.